This is a messenger RNA of Xyrauchen texanus (razorback sucker), 839 nucleotides long. RefSeq names its product family with sequence similarity 136 member A (gene timcc). The record is from RefSeq and is a predicted model, not a curated record. Lineage: Eukaryota; Metazoa; Chordata; Actinopteri; Cypriniformes; Catostomidae. Bases 239 to 655 code for a protein of 138 amino acids. Gene Ontology annotation, cellular component: cytoplasm. The transcript has 3 exons.
UAUUAAAGGAUAGUAGGAGGUGACCUUACUGAAGUAUUAUUGAAUUGCUGCGCUUCUAUUUCAUUUAAUCUGAAAGCAAAUUCGGUUUUAAUAAUUUUUUUAGUCCAAUAAUUUUCAGCCCUUGUUAGCAACAGUUGUCCGAUUUGAUUUAUGAUUUUGCAGCGUCGCUAGUUAAAGUAAAAUCUUUAAUUGUGAAAUUAAAAACUAAUUGGCUUCAAAAGCUCUUCUGAGAUCAGGAAUGGCAGAAGCACAGCAGGUUCGAAUGCAGAAGGCAGUUGAAGAUAUGGUACAGAGUCUGGAGAGAGAUCACAUCCGUAAGAUGCAGGCGCAGAUGUUUCGCUGCAGUGCAGAAUGCUGCGUGCAUCCUAGUGACUCCAUGAACCAGGUGCAUCAGUGUAUAGACCGCUGCCACACACCACUGGCCAAAGCUCAAGGAUUGGUUACUAGUGAGCUUGAAAAAUUUCAGGACCGUCUCACAAGAUGUACGAUGCACUGUAAUGACAAAGCCAAGGACCUGUUUGACUCCGGGGCGAAAGAGCCAGUCGUGCGGGCACUGAUGGACAGCUGUGUGAGCAGUUGUGUGGAUGAGCACCUCAACAUGAUGCCCAGUAUGACCCGCAGAAUUAAAGACAGCUUGAACUCAAUACCUCAGUGAAGAAACAUUUGAAACAGAGGAUAAACAAAAUUAGUAUAAUGGACUUAUCUUACUAGAUGGAAGAACUUGCUUUUGUGAAGGUUACUCUUCGAUAUCACCACUGUGUGAAGCUUUUGUGAAUGACAUGUUGAUUUCUGUCUGUGUUGUUUGUGACUUUUGUACAAACAAUAAAAAAAAUGUGAUA